CAAUAUGAAUUAAGUGAUUCAUUGCCCGGUUUUGACAAAUCUGAUAUUCCUUUUUGGUUAGGAAGUAAAGUUGUUUUAUAUACAUUUAUUUUCAUUUAACAGCGAGUAAACAGCAAGAAUGGCUGAUCCGGAAUUGGAAGAACUCAGGAAGCAGAGGCUCGCCCAGAUGCAAUCACAAUUUAAGGGUGGAGAUCAACAAAGCGCAGCUAAAGCUCAAGAAGACGCGAGGGCACAGGAGGAUGCAAAACACUCGAUUCUCUCACAGAUUCUGGAUCAGUCAGCCAGGGCUAGAUUGAACACAUUAUCUUUGGGAAAGCCCGAGAAGGGUAGAAUGGUUGAGAACAUGUUGAUCAGGAUGGCACAGUCGGGUCAGAUUCGAGGGAAGAUCAGUGAAGCAGAUUUCAUUGGAAUAUUGGAGAGUGUAAAUUCGCAGAUGCCCCAGAACAAGACGUCGGUGAAAUUCGAUAGACGCAGGGCCGCCUUCGAUUCAGAUGACGACGAUUUUUGAUUGUCUAUAAAUUUCAAUUGUUUUCAAGCGCUUGCUUAUUUUUAAAUGUUUAAGAAAUAACAUCUAAUACUCUUUCAAUACACCUAUUUUUAUUUCAUAAUAAAUUCAUUAAU
Molecule: messenger RNA, 621 nt
Organism: Nicrophorus vespilloides
Lineage: Eukaryota; Metazoa; Arthropoda; Insecta; Coleoptera; Silphidae
Gene: PDCD-5
Product: programmed cell death protein 5
Exons: 3
Coding region: 119-508 (129 amino acids)
Cellular component (GO): cytosol; nucleus
Molecular function (GO): DNA binding
Source: RefSeq, a predicted model, not a curated record